Pyrenophora tritici-repentis Pt-1C-BFP is the source of this 2559-nucleotide messenger RNA. The record is from RefSeq and is a predicted model, not a curated record. NCBI's taxonomy places the organism in Eukaryota, Fungi, Ascomycota, Dothideomycetes, Pleosporales, Pleosporaceae.
AUGGACGACGACACAAUCCUUAAACAUACCCAGCGAUGGCGCCGCUCGCGCUACUCAGCGCGUCCAUUUGCCCUCACCAUCCUCGCCAUCACUCUUAUGGCCCUGCUGGCAUGGACAAAGAUACAGAUUGGCGAUACGGCAGCACCCCAUACGCUGUCGAAGCGUGAUAUAACUAUCCUAGACGAAGAGUGCCGACUCGUUCACCAUGCCAAAGACCAGUGCGCAUUUGUUCGCGCAAACUGUCCCGACGAGGAGGCCGGUGUUAUCUCCUACCUCAGUCUCUACUACUGCCGCCUACCGCAUGCCAGACCCUUUGCCUUUGUGCUCAUGACACUAUGGCUCGCCCUUCUCUUCAGCACCAUCGGAAUCGCCGCGAGUGACUUCUUUUGCAUCAAUCUCAAUACGAUUGCGCGCAUGCUGGGCAUGAGCGAGAGUCUGGCUGGUGUCACAUUGCUCGCCUUUGGCAAUGGAAGUCCCGAUGUCUUUUCCACCUUUGCCGCCUUCCGUACACAUGCUGCAAGUCUGGCCGUGGGGGAGCUCAUUGGCGCCGCAUGCUUCAUCACCGCUGUUGUUUCCGGCUCCAUGGCCCUCAUCCGUCCUUUUCAAGUCGCACGCAAGAGCUUUAUCCGCGACGUCGGCUUCUUCCUCGUCGCCGCAACAUUUAGCAUGGGUUUCAUCGUCGACGGGAAGCUUCACUUAUGGGAGGCUGUCAGCAUGGUUGCAUUCUACCUCUUCUACGUCGCAUUCGUUGUGGCAUGGCACUGGUGGCUCAAUCUGAGAAAGGCUCGACGCGCGCGGGCUGCUGCAAUGAGAAGCCAUUUUAUCACGCCUGGGGGUGACGAGGAGGAAAUUCCAGAGUAUCACGACGAUGAGACACCUGGAGGUAGCGGGACCUCAGCUCGCCACAUAUCCGUCGACGAUUUCUCUAUGCUCGAGCACGCAGGCGGCCAUGAUAUGAUUGACGACGAUGAUAACGAGGAGCAACGCGAAAGAUGGAUGGGCGAGUUGACAAACAAUAUGCGCCUCAAUCGCCCGAGCAUGUCACGCCGCAAUACGCAUACGCCGAUUCGUCCCAGUCUGGUAGGCGCUCUUGAGUUUCGUGCAGUGCUGGCUUCGCUGCAAAAGUCACGUAAUAUUCAGUCUAUGCCAAUCAGUCUUCGACGAUACUCGGAUGACCCUACCUACACGACUGCUCAGCAGCAGCACCACAUGUCACGUGGGGCUGGCCCGGCCACGCGACCUCCAUUUGACAUGCCUGACCAUCUUUCAGACAUGGAGCCGCAAGUAAGCCGUCCAAGUCUCGACGUCAGCCAAAGCCUAGCCAGUAGAGUUCGAGCCGUAUCAACCAACGACAUUGACAACAUUCGGCUUCAAACUACCACGCUGCAGAGAUACGAAGUUCCUGAUAUAACUUUUCAGUUACCAACUCCCGGUCAUCAUAGGACAUUACUGAAUGCUCCCCCGUCGCCCACCAUCUCCCUGUCCCCGCCGCCCUCUCGAUCAUCUCAUGCACCAAAUCUCAGUGUGCCGAGCAUUCGGCCCCUAUCGCCUAACAGGUUGGCGCCGCCCAGUGCUGAAGAUCGAGUACCGCAUCGCCAGGAUCCUUCAUCGGCGAGUUCAAUCUCUUCUCCUGUUCUCGAGCCUGGAACACGCCCUCAACCUCCUAGCUUGAAGUUGGCUGUUCCUGAUGCUACUUCGCCCCCAAUACCAUUCCCUGCAUAUAUAGAAUAUCCUUGGUCAGCACACUCGACCUCACGACCUCCAAGUCUCCGCCCGCCAUCGCAUAGUGCAUCUCCAGAAUCUACUUAUUUUUCAAGAGAUCCAUUUGGAUUACUUGAUCAGGCGAGGACGCCAAGGUGGUGGCCAACGAGCCUUCUCCCUCCACCUUACAUUCUUCUCUCUACGCUAUUCCCAACGCUUACCAAUUGGACGGAUAAGACCUUCUUCGACAAAGUACUGGGUUUAGUAGCAAGUCUACCAGUAUUCUUGCUUACCAUUACACUUCCGGUGGUGGAGCCUGAAAAGGAUGAGAACGAAGGGGGACAUGCUGAAUUCUCUCUUGACCUUGGCCUGACACCGGCAACUACACCACAUCCUGACAGCAUGGAUUCACACGCGCGCAGUGUAUCUUUCAAUCUACCACCAGAUUCAAGCGCAGACGUCAGCCUAUCCAAGUCUAAGAGCCUUGCACAUUCCCGCGGCGGCUCUCUUAAUAUCAGUAUCAACCAAAGACCACAAGUCUACAUCACAAGCUCCGAGAACGUCGCCCAGUCACCUGAGGAGCUCCCUAGUAUCCCUACUCCUUCCGAUCCAAGACAAUGGAACCGUUGGCUAGUCAUUGUCCAAAUCUUCACAGCCCCAUUUUUCAUCGUCCUAAUUUUCUGGGCAAACCUCGAACCUGAAAAUCCACGUACUCUACUACGCCAUACACUCUAUGGUCUUUUGAUCGUCCGCCUCGCUGGCGUUCCGCGCUCUGCUUUCUUGGAUUCGCUGUUGCUAUUGCCUGGAUCAGCACCAUUGCCAAUGAAGUCGUUGGUGUUUUGCGCACCUUGGGCGUAA